This is a messenger RNA of Auanema sp. JU1783, 828 nucleotides long. Lineage: Eukaryota; Metazoa; Nematoda; Chromadorea; Rhabditida; Rhabditidae. The record is from the annotation of a GenBank genome assembly.
AUGGAACAAAACGACGAUUUCAAUGCCUAUCGUGCCAUGUGUGCAAAUCGAUUGCGAAGGCUUGAAAGAUAUAAGAAGGCUCGAAGUUUUUGUAAUUUGGAAGAAGAUUCACCAUCGACAGCUCAAAUGAGCGAUAACGAUCAUCUGAGUACUGAAUACUUCAGUCGAACACAAAAGGAGAAUAGCAGUCCAUUUGAGAUGAUUCGCGAAAAAAUGUUUGCAUUGAUGGAGAAUGACAUGUCACUUCUUCAACAGCUUCUGAGUCUUGGUGAUCAAAUAAGUGAAAUGAAAGAGAAUGGCUUAAGAAGAACUCAGAGCACAAACAGUAUUGAUGAUCGAACUGAACAGGAUGAGGAAGAUGAUCAGUUUGAUGAAUGUACCGGCUUUUCUGCUUCCAUGUCCGCUGUCACAACAUUAUAUGUUGAUGAUGCUCGUCCACAAUAUUUUAGUCGCCAAAACAGCGUCCUUCGUAUUCCAAUUCCACCUCGUGCCAGUAAUCGAUUUGGACCUAAACGAGUUCCUCGUCGUCCUUCUGACCUUAUGCGUCAUCCAGCUCCAGCCAGAAGCUUACACAUAAACGCAGACGAUUCAUCAUCUGAUUGUAGUGAUGAAGCUGUAUCUCCACUUUCUCAUACACCAUCAACAAUAUCCGGCAAAUCUAACAUAACAUAUUCAAGCUCAAAUGCUUCUGAUUUAAAUCCAGCUUCAAUUAUAAUGACGGCAGCCAAGAACCGAUCAUCUAACUCGAGCAUUGAUUCUGGAAUACGCGAAUCAACAAGUAGCAGCUCAUGUAGCCCAUCACCCACAUUUGAAAGAGAAGUCGCUUAG